Molecule: messenger RNA, 10569 nt
Organism: Zootermopsis nevadensis
Lineage: Eukaryota; Metazoa; Arthropoda; Insecta; Blattodea; Termopsidae
Gene: Galphao
Product: G protein alpha o subunit
Biological process (GO): adenylate cyclase-modulating G protein-coupled receptor signaling pathway
Cellular component (GO): cytoplasm; heterotrimeric G-protein complex
Molecular function (GO): GTPase activity; G-protein beta/gamma-subunit complex binding; G protein-coupled receptor binding
Source: RefSeq, a predicted model, not a curated record
GAGUCUGUUUGAGGAAGUGUACGACCCGUAGCGGUCAGCGGCAAUUUGUGAGAUAAACAACUUACCAGUUACAGGUUUGCACCGUCCGUUUCCGCAGCAUUCUUAAAAGAUAAUUCAAGAAUCAGCGGGAAGUUGCGUUGUCCGUUUCCGCAGUAAGAGUAAGAAGUGAAGUCCCUUAAUUUCGUGCAGUAGGGUUGAAGUGCUCUAUCGUGUCUUCUGGUUGUGGUUCAGUGCGCUUGAGAGUGAGGUGGUAGGAAUCUAGUGCUAUCAGUCGGCUCUGUAGCAGGGGUGGUCGGAAGCCUCUGUACCGCUUUGCGAUCAGGUGGGGGAGGAGUGUUUUUCUUGGACCCGUGUAUCAGAACAGCCGUCGUCACGUUCGUGAAGGAGGUAGGACGCAGGAUGGGCUGCGGGCACUCCGCAGAGGAGAGGGCAGCCCUACUACGGAGCAAGCAAAUCGAGAGGAACCUCAAGGAGGAUGGGCUGCAGGCAGCCAAAGACAUAAAACUGCUCCUGUUGGGUGCUGGUGAAUCCGGGAAAAGUACGAUAGUCAAACAAAUGAAAAUUAUUCACGAGAGCGGAUUCACGCCGGAGGACUUCAAGCAAUAUAGGCCUGUGGUGUACAGUAACACGAUCCAGUCCUUGGUGGCCAUCUUGAGGGCAAUGCCUAAUCUCGGCAUCAACUUCGGCAACAAUGAGAGAGAGACGGACGCGAAAAUGGUGUUCGAUGUCAUCCAGCGAAUGGAAGACACGGAACCGUUUUCUGAGGAGCUUCUUGCCGCCAUGAAGCGGUUGUGGGCCGAUAUCGGCGUCCAGGAAUGUUUCGGUCGCUCCAACGAAUACCAGCUCAACGACUCAGCCAAGUAUUUCUUGGAUGAUCUGGACCGUCUAGGAGCCAAGGACUACCAGCCAACAGAGCAAGACAUCUUGCGGACAAGAGUCAAGACAACAGGAAUUGUCGAAGUUCAUUUUUCAUUCAAAAACCUAAAUUUCAAAUUGUUUGAUGUGGGCGGUCAGAGAUCGGAACGAAAGAAAUGGAUCCACUGCUUCGAAGAUGUAACGGCGAUUAUUUUCUGUGUCGCCAUGUCCGAAUAUGACCAGGUCUUGCACGAAGACGAAACCACGAAUCGAAUGCAGGAGAGUUUGAAGCUCUUUGACUCUAUCUGCAAUAACAAAUGGUUCACUGACACCUCCAUUAUUUUGUUCCUCAACAAGAAAGACUUAUUUGAGGAGAAGAUUAAGAAAUCGCCACUCACGAUAUGUUUCCCUGAGUAUGGUGGUGCGCAGGAAUAUGGAGAGGCAGCAGCAUAUAUCCAGGCCCAGUUUGAAGCCAAGAACAAAUCCACAACAAAAGAGAUCUACUGUCAUAUGACAUGUGCCACUGACACCAACAACAUCCAGUUUGUGUUUGAUGCUGUCACUGAUGUUAUCAUUGCCAACAAUCUGCGAGGCUGUGGAUUGUACUAACACCCGAAAUGGACCAUCUGGUUCAUCAGCUGGUCAACUGGCAGGUGAUGGAACCCAAUGCCAGACAAGCAAGGGUGCAGCAGGGGGUUCUAAGGGAGGACACUUACCAUGUGGUUUCAUCCCACUUGUAUCAAGAAGAGAAAUUAGUUUGGGAUGCAAGCACAAAGAAAACAUUACCCUAUUAUCUGGGCACUCUGCUUGAACAGAUUUUGGCUUUAUAACCAAUCAUGAUCAUUUAUAUCUUGCCACAAAAUCUUCUUUCUCUCUUUUGCACGUACAUAAGUCACUUACAUAUAUAGUUCUGUGCAUUUGGGAUAUGUAUAGUGUUUAUCAUAUACCAUGAACAGUCAUUCACAUGAUUUCAUCUCAUUCAUGAAGUAUUUGAAUAACCUAUCCUUAACUGAUAUUUCAGGUUUUCAUGCAGUGAAGAUGUUGAUUGUGGUCUUUGGAGUUCUGAUACCAUGUAGUAUUGUAGGUGGUUACCACUGUUUCAGAGGAUUGUAUCACCUCAGUCUGUAACCCUAAAUAUGGAGGUAUUAUAUUCCUCUACAGCAUUACUACCACUUACAAGACUACCCGGCGUCAUGACGUAGAUCACUAUCAAAUUACAUUCUUAUGUAUGUAAUAUCUUCUCCAAGUGAAGUGUGCAUAUUUGUAGCACAAAGUGAGAAGUUGUAUUUAAGUGCUCAAAAUGAGAAAUCAAUAUAAUCCUACUUUCAGCAAAAUUAUACAAAACAGUGGGUCAUUUUGUCUUGGGAGUUUUGUAGAUGAGGGAGUGCAUUUGUGAAAAUGUCAUGUCCCUUGAGGAUGAGCCAUUUUAUCAAAAUUAUACACAAUGCACAUUGUGUAUACCUUCUUUUGUAUCUGUCCAUGCCCAUGUUUGGGAGAUGACAGUGCAUUUAAUUUGAUAUUCAUGUAUAGUAACAGUUCACACUUCACAUAUCACAUAUUUAUGCGUUUGGGAUUUACACAAAUUACAGUUCACCGCAUCGUCAUCAGUCAUCACGUGUCCCCUCCCCCUGCCACACCCUGUCCCUCUCCACAAUUGUGAGGUUAUGUUUGACCUACCCAUUGUUGUGUGUGGUGUUCAGACUCUUCCCACCAUGCCAUGAGCGAAAAUAGGAGAGGUGGCAAAUCAUUCUUCAAACAUGAUUGCACUAUUUGAUGUUCUGACAAAAUUAAUCCCUUUGGAACUCAUCAUCCUCUCCAAAAAAAUAAAAAAUAAAAAGACCAGUUCGACAAAAAUAUUUGUAUAGUCAGUGUUUUAGUGUACAUAUACCUACACAAAUGUAUUUUUAACUACUGCGUUUUCCAUGUGGCCUCUUCCAGUAACUGCCAGUUCUUUCUUCCUUUUUCACAACAUACAAAUGGUUUUAGAUUUUUUGUCACACAAAUAGAAAUUAAAAAUCAGGUUCAUUUAAACUUUGGUUUCAUAUUUAAUGCUGCAGUAUUAAACCUGGCAUUGUGGAGGCUUCAAACAUAUAAAAUACUUCAGUUUCCACAAAAGAAGAUAGUUAUAAUUCUAAAUUUUCAGGGACAAAUUAUGAGUAACAGUAUUUUGCAAAAUUUUCUUCUUGAUGGCUUGUGAAAGUGGAUAUGUUCCAAACCACAUGCUCUUAUGUACAUGACAUUCCUUUGAUUUAAUAUGCUAUAAAAUAUCAUUGAUAGAUCCCAAAGCACUUGUUGAUGCUGACAAACAUAGAGUGAGGAACAGGAACUCACAUAAUCAUCUUCUGACAUUGACUACUUAUGAAAAAAACCAUGUGCUGUUAUGGUGGUUUACAUAAGUGUAUAUUCUGUUGCAGUUUUUGCAUAAAAGGAGAAAAUAUUGAUAAAUAUUACAUAUUAUUUAAAGUUGUAUCAUUACCUAAGUCAUUUAUAUCAUGAAUCUAGUCAAUAGUGUUGAUUCUGUUUCCCCUCUUGAUCAGUAUCACAGAGAUAGCAUUUUUAAUUUAUUUGUUGCCUGUAUAAUUUAUACUUGGAUUUCCUCUUUCUUCUCCAAUGAGAAUGUCUUUUACUUGUGCACAAAAGAGGGGGGAGGAUCAACUGGGUGAAUUAUGUAGUCCAAAGUGGACAAACCUAGUUGGAGUCAAUGUGCGAAGAGAAUGCUUGUAUGUAAGUACCUACCCUUAACAUGAAUAAGGUACUGUACCACUUUUGUCAUUACCUCAACUUCUUGAAAUCGAACCAGUGUGUUAGCUGUCAGAUGGGUGAUAAAGCCUAUACUUCUGCUUCAUUGCAUUAUCCAGACAACAUACAGUAGCAGUUUCUUAUUUGCUAUUCCUCCCAUCAUCACUUUCCACAGAAUUCAUUUUCUAAAACAAAUAUUAAGUAAUAGUGUUCCAUGUUUCUGAAGUGAUGGAAAGUAGCUGAACUGUAAGAUCUGCAUCACUAACAGUAAUGUCAACAACAUUGUCAAUGCCAACAGAUGGUACCCCACAAAACCGGUGCUUUGAAAUGAGACUUUUCCACAUUGGUGUAGUACUGAAUAAAAGGUGCCAAAGAUACAUAUAAGAACCAGAAGAUUUUUUUUUUUUAGUUUCAGCAGAUGUCAGUAUUCCAGAGACUUCUAUUUAUUUAUUUCUGAAAUUAAGAACAGGAACUCAUACAAACAUAACUUCAAAUCAAAUGUAUCACCUGGAUGCUUCUUCAAUUUGAUUAUAUUACUGCAAAAACGAAUGGCAUGUGAUUCCAGUAUCAUUCUUAGACAGAGAAAUCUAAUUUUAAUUUUAACAAAUGCAAGCAUAUUCCAUUGAAUGUAAUAGUAUUGCCUAAAUGUGUAAUGUAAAGAUAACUGAUUGUAUGUAUAUUGUAUUGUAAACCUGAUCUUUGCCUUCUGUUUGAGAGCAUCGAUGUUGCCUUACUCAUUAUUCUUGCAUUUAAUUACAGUAGAUUAAUAUAAUGAGGAAGUCAAAUUGUAAAACCACAACAGAUGGCCUGAAAGACUCCUUCUGCCACCUACUGAUGAAACAGGAACUGAAAGAUGUUAAAUUAUCUGUAUCAUUGGACACAAAUUUAAUUAAAUAUAAAUGAUAACACUUUAAAUCAAAAAGAAUUUGUACUGAAUAUUGGAAAUUAAAGAAUAGAUUUUCUCUGUGGUUGGGGUAUAUUAUCUUACGUGUAUGUAAUUAUAUAUCCUGGCAUAUGAUGUACAAAACUAUUAUAUGUUUUCUCAUUCUUUCAGGUGAGCAUAAUAAAGUUCUUCACCUUUCUAAGGAACUAAUGCUUGAAAGAACAAGAAAGGUUUAAGUUAUUAUGUCUAAAGUAAAAGUGGGUAACAGAAAAUCUCUGAAGCAGUUUUUCCAGUGAUACAAAUCAUAUUAUUUAGUAUACAAAUUUCAUGCAAAUUAUUCUUUAGAAUACUAUUGCAAUCAUUUGCAGGUCAUGGUGGUAAUGUUAAGAAAACUUCUCCGUAAAGUUUAUUUGUGACAGGAAAUUAGCAGUAAAAAGUGUUCAUAAUGAUUUUCAUUGACAUGGAUAUGGCCAUUUUAUCUAUUCUCACUUUUUAGCCCCUCCAUUACAAAUCAUUGUCAUCUGGUGGGAACACAGAAGGCCCUGAUGACAUCUGUUAAGUUUCAAUAAACUAUUUUAAUUACAGUUAACUAGCAGUUAACAAUAAGGCUGAAAUUCUUUCAGACAGUUUAGCUGAAGAAACUGAAAAUAUUUUUCCCUACCUGCUCCCCCAUUCCAGUUACAUAAAAAUCAUGAACUGGAAACUGACAGAACAAUAAAUAUAAUAAUGUGCACCAUUGAACUGCCCUGAGACUUAAUGAUUAAUUUAUAGGUAACAAAGAAGGUCUCAUUCUGCCACUUUUAUAUGCAUGGUCUGGCUGCCAGCCUUACAAAUACAAUUUUGUAUAUUACUGCCUAGUAGUUAUUUCACAUAAUUAGUUAUAAAAUUCAUUAUGCUUAAAAUAUGUUUUGUAAAUAUUAUUUCCUUAUAACAGACAUGCAUUUCAUCCAUGUGAUGGGCAAGGUUAGAAAUCUUUCCUACUCAACCCUCUUUCAUUGUAUUUGUAUGAGGUCAUGAGAUGAUAUGAGUUCAGCUUGGGUUGCUUUGCAUCCUAAGCAAACUAAACAGAUAAUUCUUAAACUGGUAGGUAGCCUUCUGCCCAACUGCAAAAUCUCUGUUUUAUAUUGUUGAACAGUUUGAAUUAGUAAAUACGUCAGACUUGGUUAACUAUAUUCUUUUUCUUGCAGUGAUGCUAGUAGUCUACAAUAGGUCCUCAAGCCUCUUCUAUAUUUAAAUUCAUAGUUUGUACUAAAUCUUAUGCUGGCAGUAUAUCUGUAUAUUUAGAAAUGUGUAAAUUAAUUGCAGGUUGCCAGAAGGGAUGAAACAAUUUCAACCAUGUUAACUUUACAAACAUGUUGUGUUACAUAUGCUGAGUGAUUUUGAUAACUACUAUUAAAAAAUGCACUAUUUAUUGUUAAUGUAGGGUUAUUAUAUGAGCUACCUUUAGUCUAUUAGCAGUGGAUGAAGGAAACAGGUCGUGUUGCCACCUUGUUUUACAAACCACGUCCCUUUUUACAGGAAAAGUACAUACCAUACUUCAUGUACAUUACCUGGCAUUUGUAUACCUUAACAGACAAGAGGUGAUGUAGCAGGGGUAUCAGAAUAGUGGACAAUGAACGUAUUGGUAAUUUUGUGACAAACUCAGUCUCUGAACAUACAGGGAAAUUAAAAAUAGAUUCAUCUAGUGAUAUUUAGGAAGGUAAUAUACAGUAUCCACUUGUGCCAUUCAACAUAUUUGUAAGUGGAGCAAAAUUUCUCAUUGUGCAUUUAAAUAUGAAAUAAAUGUAAAUUUCUGUUUUACAGUAAUUUCAUUUACUUGUAGUAUUGUAAUGCCUUGCAGUUAAUAUCCAUCAUAAAAGAUAGUGAUAAUAUAAGAAACACUAUUGAUUUUCUUUACUGUAAGUAUUCAAUUUGUAAUUCUGUAAUUAAUCUUUCCAGUCUUAAGCUUUUACCAGAAUGUAUUUUACCUGUCUGCUCCUAGCAUAAUAUAACACAGAAAAUUAAAUGCCCAUAGCCAUUCUAUUGCAGUAAAACAAUAUCUUAAUUACAUUUUAAAUAACCACAAACAGUUGGGAUGAGGGUGCCAUGCCUUAACUUUCAGAUUGAAUGGGCAAAGGAAAUAAUCUCAUGCAUAAACAGAAGAGGUUUCAGUUACUACUGUCAGCAAUAUAACACAUUUAACUGCACAGAAAUGAUUAGACUUGUAUUAAAAUAACUAGUUUGCAGAAAUGACCAUACACUGCUUCCAGAAAUGGAUAUUCUCCUAUUCAGAACUGCAUAAAGAUACUGUUCUCAGCUAGGUUAUUUAUAUUUAAAAUGCUCUUAAUACUGAAGUAAAAAUUAUUAACAUGUUUGCAGAAAUUCAUAAAUUCACUGUUCUAAUUUCUGUGGACAAAGUUUUGCUCAGUGAAGAAAAAAUCUGCAGAACAAAAGCCUGAGAAUGAACAGUGCAUAACAAUUUCUAAAGUGAAAUGCUAGAACAGACACUGAAAGUUUCUCAGCUACAAACUCCUUGAAUAACUUGAAGUGACACAGUUUCAGAACACCCUCUGUGAAUAUUGUGUCUGUCUGGGAACGCUAGUCCUGUACACUUCUGUUCACAAAAGCUGUAAAACUUAUGAGGGGGCUUACUUGAAAGCUCUGCUUUGAAAAAUUCAGUCGUACCAAGAAUUUUAUGUUUGUCCAGCAUCUUAAGCAGAGUUGCAUGCUAAUGAGUAGUGUGAAUUUGUAUGGAUAUAGUGUAUGAAGCAAUUCUUUGUGUACAGUGGUUGUAGAUCUCAUUAGUAAUGCAUAAGAAAACAGUAUCCCUAAUUAAAGCAACAAUCCAAUUACCAUACCAGGGACUUGUCCCAAUUCGUAAAAACCAAGGAAUUUGCUUCACAUUUAAGGUAUCAUUUUUGUAAACACAGACUUGUAAUGCUGCUUCUUUAUUAAUUGUUCUUAAAAUAGACUGAAGCACUUAGCAAGUUCCUAAAGUGUGUGUGUGUGUGGGGGGGGGGUUUAUAAAUGAUGAUAAUAUAGUAAAAUAUUUAAGAACUUGUAUUCCAGACUGACUUGACAAAAUACAGCAUGAAAUGUUGCAUUCCAUCAAAUUUAAAUAUGUGGCAUUUAACACUGCAUGAAGAAGUAUUUCAUAAGAUAACCACAAUGUAGUAACAGCAAUACCAUCUCAAAGGCCUUUCAAGUCCAGAAAUAUUGUUUGUGGCACUUACACAAUUAUAUAAAUUACCAAGAAACCCUCUUAUUUUCCUUUGUCACUAAAUUAGGUGUUAAAACAAAAAUAUGACUUGUUCUGUGACACAAUGGUCUGUAAUUUUCAGUUAAAUCAUAUGUCAGAGGAAAGUAAAACAAAUUCUGGUGUUUUAUCUGAUUUAUAAUGGUCCCUCAUUCUGGCUUCUGUCUUCUGUUUCUAUUCAGUUUGUGGCAGUUUUAUUUGAAUAAAAUUGUAUUUUGUUAACUACAGUUUACUUCUAUGAUAACAGUUGCAGAAAAUGUGUUGUGAUAUGAUUAAUUUAGAAAUCCAGAGUAGUAAUGUGUCAUAAUGUAAAAUUUUACUGCAGUACAAAUACAUGACAUUGAAGUUGUUUGGAUUAUAUUAUCAGCUAAUGAAACCAAAGACCUGUGAAAGAUUCAGAGUUCCCCAAUUUUGACCAAGUCCAACUAAUCUGGAAACAAAACUGAGACUGGCCAAAAAAUAAAGAGGUGGCAAUCUUAUGUUAUAGUAGUAGUAGUAGUAGUAGUAGUAGUAAUACUAGUACUACAUUCUUACUACUGUCCUUUUACUCCACCAGAAACACUUACUGGCUUUCACUUUUUAUCACAUGAUAUUCUUUCAACUCUGCAUGUUUUAAUACACCCUGUUUUAUUUUACGUGCAUGAGAUGUGUACUAAUAUAUAUAUUUACAUUUAAUCAGUUUCUGAAGUUUAUAUUAUAUUAAAAAAACUACAUUUUAUUUGUUCUUACUGAACCAGUUUAAAUUCUAAUUGUAGAAGCAAUGACCAGAUAGUGUGGGAUAUGUAACAUAGAAAUAAAAAUGUAUAGUCCUGGAACUGUUGACAAAUUUUAUAGUAUUUUCCAGUUAUUUUUAUGUUUACAUACCCUGAAAUAUUUGAGUUCAAAUUAUAAAUUUGUCAUUAUUACCAUUGAAACAUGUUUCCAGGAGCAAACUUCAGUUCUUAACUUCAUAAGAAGCAGAUAAUUCCUCUUUACAGCACAUAAUAGUGUAUCAGACGAACAAAAUAUGUCUGUUCCCUAUGCAUAAUAUAAAUGUGGGUAAAAAGUUCUCUCUUCCAAUAAGUCUCUUAUAGGUGGCAACACUAGAAGUGGUUUUUUAUAUUUUCAUUAUUAGAAGUGCAGGGACAGGUUGGAUUCACAAGAAACCAGUUUAUAAGUAAUGUUAAUAUGCUAACAUGAUAAACGUUUGACAUCUCUCUUAUCCCAGUAUUAUAAGAUUACUUAAAUGUAAAAUACUUGAAGCCUAGGGAACAAAAGUAUAAUCAAGUAAAUGAGUUCAGCAAUUCUAAACAAGUCAUUAGUUUCUGACCUACAAAAUAAGUAGAAUUUUUCUGUUUUACAUGGAAUCUGCAUGUGAAGAACUGAACAAACUCCAAUUAAUUUUACUAUUUUCAAUACAGAACAGUGCUUAGCAGAUGCCAUGUGUUGAAUGAAUGUCCUAAAAGUGAAUAGCCUAAACUGAUUUCAAGUUUACUGAGUUUACCUAGAUGUUAUAUAUGCUAUAAAGGAUAAAAUUAAAAUUUUGAAUUUACUAAUUGGUGAGGUUAUCUGAUAAUCCUGAAACAAAAUGUUGUGCAACUUUUGCCAUGUUUACCAAAAUUAUAUGACUCUAAAGGUAACAAAACAUGUUAUAAGACUUCAGGGUGGAAGCAUAUGCAUAAACAACUGACUAAUUAAUUUAAAAUUUGCAGAUGAAGCCAUAUUAUUUUUCUCACUCCUGUGACCAACAUUCUACCAUGACUCUGCAAAUGUUUGACCAUACUUCAGACCAAUAUGGAACACUGUUUUAUGUACGUAUGUGCACAUAUAAAACCAAACCAUUGCUUAGUUGUGGAGAUAAAUAAUAAUAAUAAUAUUGAAAAUAAUUAUAAUGAUAAUACAAGAAAUAAUGUUCAUGUUUUCCAGGUAAUUGUAGACCAUGUAUAUGAAAUUCUUAAAUGCUAGAGAAUUUAAAAUAUUCUCUACAUACUGCGUGUUUGUUUCUCUGUGAUGUGAAUAAGAUAAAAAUAUUACCCACUUUUUGAUGUAGAUUAAAGAGAGUUUUGAGAAUGUGAAAGCUGGUCUUGGUGCCAUAUUGUUGGUGUGUUUGCUGACACAGUAGCCUAUACUGCCAGGGUGCAUGUGCUAACAGCAGACUUGUCUGCUGUUCAUUGCAAUCUACUUUGUAAUGUUUACCCAUUCCUCUCCUCUCAGCUGAGGCAAGUUUUUUUUCCACAGAUUUGGGUCAGUGACUUCAAUUAAUUUUGUUUUGUGAUCUUGGUAAAUGAAAAUAUUGACAAAAGGAGUUAAUGGUAUAUAUGAUACUGAUUAUCUGUAGAAUCUACAUUAAUGUGUUACUUGAGUUAGAGACAUGGCAGAAUAAAUAUUGUAAUCUGUGGCUUUUAUUGUUAUAAAUUGAGCUGUGUUGACCCAAUAACUGUGUACAGGAACUUGAAAAUAUCUUUUUGCAUCAUAAACUUAUAGGAAUAGUACCAAGAAACUAUAGUGCAUUUUUGACAUCCAUGGACCUAAACAUUUAUGCCAGUGGUGUGUUGAAGGUGAUUUAAGGAUUUGACUAUAACAAGGAAUGGACUUCCUUUAGCAUAUUGAUAUAAUCACAGGUAUCUGUCUUGUUUAAGCAAGGUGGGAGUGGGACCACCCUUAGGAAAUGUGUGUAGUGUGAAAUAUGAAAUGCAUUUUGAGUAAUCCUCCCAAAUCAUCUGUGAUUUUAGUUUCUGAAAUUCCAUUUUAUUGCCUUUCACAGUUUUUAGCGUAUUGUUACUUGCUAAAUGUUUGUAUUUUAUUCAUUCUAACACUAAAAAUGCUUUCACCCACCCUGAUUGUGAAAAAUAAAACUCAAACAUACCUUUCUCCAUGA